Messenger RNA from Suillus subalutaceus, 1183 nucleotides. Its product is annotated as emp24/gp25L/p24 family/GOLD-domain-containing protein. Bases 46 to 690 code for a protein of 214 amino acids. Lineage: Eukaryota; Fungi; Basidiomycota; Agaricomycetes; Boletales; Suillaceae. The record is from RefSeq and is a predicted model, not a curated record. Gene Ontology annotation, biological process: endoplasmic reticulum to Golgi vesicle-mediated transport; intracellular protein transport; Golgi organization. The transcript is spliced from 4 exons. Gene Ontology annotation, cellular component: endoplasmic reticulum-Golgi intermediate compartment; Golgi apparatus; endoplasmic reticulum.
UUCCAAUCUUCUUCCUCGUGAACUUCAUCCCGCUCACCGAACAACAUGUUCGCCUUUCGACUUUCGGUGCUUCUUCCGUCUUUCCUUUUCUUAAUAACGACAGUUAAUGCCCUUCAUUUCUACUUGGAUGCAAACGAAAAGCGAUGUUUUGUGGAAGAACUGCCAUCAGACACGGUGGUUGAGGGGCAUUACAGAGCGUUAGAGUGGGCUGACAGCACCCAACAAUAUAUUCUAAACGAGGAACUCGGAAUCAUAGUUGAAGUGGAGGAAAUGGAAACGUCACACGUCGUCACAAAGACGAGAGGUCCGUCCGACGGUCGUUUCACAUUCACCUCCCACGAAUCAGGCGACCACUCCAUUUGCAUUUCCACCAACUACACGUCAUGGUGGUCAAGCACGCACAUCAAGCUCUAUCUGGACAUCGUCGUAGGAAGCACGAAACCAGACAUCGAGAGCGACCGUACCCACAUCGGCGAACUUAGCAGCAAACUCCGCGACCUCAACCAAAAACUUGAAGAAAUUCGGAGGGAACAGCAGUACCAGCGGGAGAGAGAGGCGGAUUUCCGAAAUUUGAGUGAGAACACCAAUUCAAAGGCUGUUUGGUAUAGCGUGUUGCAGAUUGGAGUGCUCAUUGCUACGUGCACGUGGCAGUUACGACAUUUGAAGCGUUUCUUUGCGGAUAAACGGUAGUCUGAUAUUAUUAUAAUGGACUGGUGGCUACUGGUGGUCGCUUUGAGGUCCGCGGGUAUCACCGCUUUGAACCUGCCUUCCGUUGUCAAGCGGAUCAAAUUUAGUGACCUGACAAGUUAAAAACUUCAAAUCGCCAUAAACUAAUAUAUGCACAAACAGGAUACGCUGCUGGUCAAAGUUCAAGGCACCUACAACUGUUAGAUCAUUCGACAUUUGUUUCCAAUGCUCAUUAGGUUGUGGCAUUUGCCAAGUACUCUGGCUCAGUUCAACUGUUUGGGAUAUUACUUGAACGUCAGGCACAUGUCAUCAUGACAUUGGCAGUAGCGUAAGAGUGUCACCGGGUUUUCGCUGAUAUAGUUUGAGAGGAGGGUUGCCAAGCAUGUGCGUUGUUGAGCCCAGUGUGCUGCAUGCACUGUCUUCGUUCUAUUUUACCUGCCUAUAGGACACUGAGAACACUAUUAAAAACCGAGUAAAUGAAUUUGAUUGGUUGAUG